AUGAACGAAAGGCACGCAACUCACGACAAUGCCAAGAACAAUGUGUCAGCAGUGUCACCCUAUCGAUCUGAAGAGCAGACCAGCGUCGGCAGUCCGGCCACCGAGGUAGACAUGAACAAUGAUGACACCAACACUUCGUCUCUGUUGAAAACCUCCGCGGUGUUUCCUUGCGCGUAUUGUGAUAAUAUCUGCGGCAGUCCCGGAGAGCUGAGAAAUCAUGAGCAGGAACACGCUGCUUUAAUGCCGUACCGCUGCUCUGUUUGCGGAAAGGGGUUCAAGCACAAGAGGUCGCAAAAUCGUCAUAAGAAGCUGCACUCGGGACUGCGGAAGUACAAGUGUACGAUGUGCGAGUCCGGAUUUUUUCGAUCAGACCAUCUGAAGCUGCACAUGAAGACCCACGAAAUAUCGAAAUAUCCUUUUUUCUGCGUCUUGUGCCAACGAGGCUUCAACUCCAACUCUGCGCUUGAAAGUCAUUUGUUGGUUUAUCACAAGAAGGACUCCGUGCCGGUGUCUUCAGAGGGUGAUGAGAAAAAAGCGUGGACAGAGGACCAAGACGGAGUAGAAAAUCUGAUGAGUGGUGGUGGCGGCGAUUCGGCAGCGUCAGCUUUCGACAGCCGCUUCCAGUUGUGUAGCAUAUGCAAUGUACGGAUGAACUCGUCGGAAGCGCUGUUGGCGCAUCUUGACGCAGAGCACAGCCUGAUCAACGGGACAUUCCCGUUCGCCUCUAGUCCACUGCUGAACUAUCCGUAUAGCGUCAUCUCUGAACAGUGCGACAGCGAUGCUCAGGAGUCGUUCAACGGCCACAUGGGGGCCAGGAACGAGCUGAAGUCGGACGACGGCUGUUCGCCGUCAGGAGCCACUAUGGACGCCAUCAUGAACGGUGGAUCGGCUGCAACGGCCGCUGCGUUUUGCAACGAGUCGAUUUCUUGCGGUCUCUGCGACGAGGUGUUUCUGUCCGUAGAUCACCUGCAGAAGCACACGUUGCACAAACACUCGCUUAAGGAACUGGAGGCCAGCUCGGAUCCGACCUACGACUGCAACUUGUGCAGUCGAACGUUCGACAGUAUCCUGGCCUUGCAUUGUCACGCAAGUGCCGUCCACAGCACGGCCACGUCCGGCAACGGCGACGCGACCACCGGCGGCGGCAGCUGCAGCACGGCUAGGUCCAGUCCGCAGAUGACCGCAUCGCAGUCAGAUGCGAUCGGCUCCGGCUCCGGCUCCGGCUCGAUGGCCGUUACCAAUAGCACGUCCUCAUCGUCAACAGCGGCAAUGAACAGCUGCAUUUUUCAGUGCAACCAAUGCGACGCGGUUUCGACCAGCCUCAAGUCGUUCACCUGCCACAUGCGCAAGCACGUGGACACGUCGGUCAAGAGCUACCUGUGCGAGCUAUGCGGCCUUAAUUUCGGCUGCGAACAAUUGCUCAACGCUCAUCUAUGUUCUCAUUACCUGGAGAGGGAGUCGCAGUACGGGUGUGGCCCAUGCGGGCGCACGUUCGUCGUGCCGGACGAGUUGCAGAAGCACCUGUUAGACGUGCACGCAAUCCACCUGUACCGCUGCGCGCUGUGCAAGGAGUUGUACGAGUCGCGCGUCGACAUUCAGGUCCAUUUCGCCGUGCACCACAGCAAUGAGGACAUCCAGUACCGGUGUCGGUCGUGCAACGCGCUGUUCGGCUCCGAGGACCAGUUCAUGUCGCACGUGCAGAUGGUGCACCUUCGCAAGCCGUCGUUCUUCCCGGCGUCGGUCGCCGAGUCCGUAUUCAACUCGACCGCAGGAGGCGGUGGUGGUGGCAGUGUCGAGCUGGCCAACUUGCGCAACAACACCGUCUUCAAGUGUCUGUACUGCAGCGACGCGUUCGAUGUCGAGUACCUGUUCGAAAAGCACCUGGAAAGCGCGCACCCUCAUCAAAGUCAGGCGCAUGCCGCGACGCUCAGCUCGCCGCCGCCGACGGCUGCCUUUCACAAAUCCGGUGGCCUUGCCGUGUCCAGUCGGUACCGAACGGCGGCGACGGUCAUCGACGAUGCCCUGGGCUGGCCGAACAACGGCGGCGUCCAGCUGGAUAUCGGACUUAACAGAGUGAAAUGUAAUAUUUGUGAUAAGAAGUGCUUGACGGUUCACGAGUUGGCGCAGCACAAGCUGUUGCACUGCAAAGUGAUCCAUUCCGAGUCAUGUAACGUCUGCUACCAGCCGAUCAGUUCGGUCGAACAGUUCUGUUGCCACAUGCGCCAACACAACGUCAAUGCGAAUCUCAUGUCGUGUAUCAUCUGCAAGCAGAGCCUCGUUUCGCCGGUAGAAAUGCAGGUACAUGCUAAGUUCCAUCUGCGUAUCGGCGCCAUACCGCAAUGCGCUGGUUGCGGCAAGGAGUGCGAUCUGAAGAGCGCGUCGUGCAGCGGCGGCGACAAGGGCGAGAAAUUACUAUGCGCGUCUUGCCAAGACGCGACGACGGCGGCCCUCAACGGCAGUACAGCAUCGUCGGACAGCGGCGCCGCGACGCUCGAUGGAGGUGGUGGAGGCGAGCUGAACGCCGCCGAGUGUCAGGGCUCGAAGGUCAAAGACGAAAACGACGAUCCAUUAAACAACCUGAAGCCGUAUCAGUGCAUCAAAUGCCAGAAAUCGUUCUCGACCGAAACCGAGAUCCACGCGCACGUCGCCACGCACGUUCUGCAGGACGGAAUCACGCACUACUGCAUGUUGUGCAAGAAAGUAUUCGACAGUCCAUCGAAACUGCAGUGCCAUCUGAUCGAGCACUCGUUCGUCGGCUGCUCCGGCUACCAGUGCUACCUGUGCGGUCUGAUGUUUUCGUUACCGCAACCGUUGCAAAGCCACAUGACCGCCAGACACAGCUUCUCUGACCGGCCGUACGACUGUUCGUUGUGCGACCAGAAGUUCUUUUUCAGAGCCGAGCUUGAGAACCACAUUCACUCGGAGCAUUCGUCGGAUGCCGAGCGAAGCGAUCAGAAGUUUAUCUGCUGCUUCUGUGGACAGUGCUUCUCGACUCUGGCCGUGCUGCAGUGCCACAUGAAUGAGUGUCCGUCGAACUGUAAACAGUCGGACGUGACGAUCACGAAUAAUAGUUCGCCGAACGUCACCGCUAACCUGACUACGAAAAGGAACAUUCCGAACAAGAAGACACCAGCCGGCUACUCGUCCGCGGUCGGCUCUCACCCGUGUCCUCACUGCCCAAAGGUUUUCAAUUCGCUGAACGCCGUCCAAGGUAAGCGUCUGCGUCCACGACAUUUCUCGUACGUCGAUAGAUACCUACAGCGAACCCGCUUUGCGUUUUUAGGCCAUUCGCACGUUCACAUGAGCGUCAAGAUCCACCAUUGCGGCAAAUGUAAAAAGGUGUUUCCGACGGCAGCAAAGUUGCGCAAUCACCAGCGCCAGCAUAAUGGCGACAAACCAUUUCCUUGUGACCUCUGCGGACGUUUCUUUUCUCGCAAAGACAACCUCAAAGUCCAUAUGAAGAUUCACUACAAAAGCAACGGCGUUGGCGACUCGCUAUCUGAUCUUCCAACGAUGGUCACCACCGUGGCUGUGCCCGCGAUUGUCAGUGACCAUGACGAACCUCGUGCCAAAGUAGCCGCCGUCAAGGAAGGGACUAGUUCUUCUGGCAACCUUGACAACACUGUUUGA
This is a messenger RNA of Soboliphyme baturini, 3630 nucleotides long. The record is from the annotation of a GenBank genome assembly. NCBI's taxonomy places the organism in Eukaryota, Metazoa, Nematoda, Enoplea, Dioctophymatida, Soboliphymatidae.